Molecule: messenger RNA, 7144 nt
Organism: Myxocyprinus asiaticus (Chinese sucker)
Lineage: Eukaryota; Metazoa; Chordata; Actinopteri; Cypriniformes; Catostomidae
Product: PDZ and LIM domain protein 5-like
Exons: 9
Coding region: 3827-4906 (359 amino acids)
Biological process (GO): muscle structure development; actin cytoskeleton organization; heart development
Cellular component (GO): stress fiber; Z disc; filamentous actin
Molecular function (GO): muscle alpha-actinin binding; actin binding
Source: RefSeq, a predicted model, not a curated record
AGGCUGGUGGUUUUAAUGUUGUGGCUGCUCGGUGUAUUAGGCAGCAAGUGAACAGUCAGUUCUUGUUGGAAGCAGGAAAAAUGGGCAAGCGUAAGGAUCUGAUUAACUUUGACUAGGGCCAAAUUGUGAUGGCUAGACGACUGGGUCAGAGCAUCUCCAAAACGGCAGGUCUUAUGGGGUGUUCCCAGUAUGCAGUGAUUAGUACCUACCAAAUGUGGUCCAAGGAAGGACAACCAGUCAUGGGCCAUGGGCAUCCAAGUCUCACUGAUGCACGUGGGGAGCGAAGGCUAGCCUGUCUGGUUCGAUCCCACAGAAGAGCUACUGUAGUACAAAUUGCUGAAAAACUUAAUGCUGGCCAUGAUAGAAAGGUGUCAGAACACACAGUGCAUUGCAGCCGGUCAGAGUGCCCAUGCUGACUCCUGUCCACCGCCGAAAGUGCCUACAAUGGGCACGUGAGCAUCAGAACUGGACCAUGGAGCAAUGGAAUAAGGUGGCCUGGUCUGAUAAAUCACAUUUUGUUUUAGAUCAUGUGGACGGCUGGGUGCGUGUGCAUCAUUUACCUGAGGAAGAGAUGGCAGCAGGAUGCACUAUGGGAAGAAGGCAAGCUGGUGGAGGCAAUGUAAUGCUUUGGGCAAUGUUCUGCUGAGAAACCUUGGGUCCUGGCAUUCAUGUGGAUGUUACUUUGAUACAUACCACCUACCUAAAGAUUGUUGCAGACCACGUACACACCUUCAUGGCAACGGUAUUCCCUGAUGGCAGUGGUCUCUUUCAGCAUAAUUCGCCCUGCCACACUACAAAAAUUUGUCAAGAAUGUUUUGAGGAACAUGACAAAGAGUUCAAGGUGUCGACUUGGCCUUCAAAUUCCCCAGAUCUCAAUCUGAUUGAGCAUCUAUGGGAUGUGCUGGACCAACAAAUCCACCUCGCAACUUACAGGACUUGAAGGAUCUGCUGCUAACGUCUUAGUGCCAGAUACCACAGGACACCUUCAGAGGUCUUGUGGAGUACAUGCCUCGAUGGGUCAGAGCUGUUUUGGUGGUACGUGGGGGACCUACACGAUAAUAGGCGGUGGUUUUAAUGUUGUGGCUGAUCGGUAUAUGUCCAAAAAUCAUUAUUACCAUGAUAUAUGUCCAAAAACAUUUGUAUCAUUGGAAAUGUCCUAAAAAUCACAGAAUUACCAUUAUAUAUUUCCUAAAGACCAUAGUAUUACCAUGGUGUAUGUUCAAAAAUCAGUAUUACCAUGGUAUAUGUCCAAAAACAGUAUUACUGUACGUGUCCUAAAAAUCAUAGGAUUACCAUACCAUAUUACAUGUCCUUAAAACAUUUUUACCAUGAUACAUGUCGUAAAAAUCAUAAUAUUACCAUGAUACAUGUCCUGAAAAAAAGUAUUACCUUGAAUAUUGUCUUAAAGAUCAUAAUAUUACCAUGGUGAAUGUUCUAAAAACCAUGAAAUUACUAUUAUACUAUUAUGUCCUAGAAGUCAUAUGUCUACCAUGAUAAAUGUCCUAAAACAGUAUUACCAUGAUAUAUGUCCUAAAAACCAUAGUAUGACCAUAGUGCGUGUCCUAAAAAACACAGUAUUACCAUUAUAUAUUUCCUAAAGACUAAUAGUAUUACCAUGAUAUAUGUCCUAAAAACCCUGACAUUGCCACGUUACCAUGUCCAAAAAACAAUGGUAGGUUAUUACCGUAGUUCUUUUUGUAUAGUGUGAAACAACGGAUGAUGUAACAGUGAACACAUGACCACAGUCACCAUCUAAAGCAGAGUGCUCUCAAAGUAAGGUAAAAAAGCUGUGUUGUGCAUUAUUGUUUAUCAUGUUUGCACUGCAUGAGUGUAUUGACGUGAGUUUUAGGUUUUGCAUGUCUUGUUACGAGUGUGAAGUGAUGAGGUAGUCAGCAUUUUUUAAAUGUAAUUACUGUCUCACACAAACACACACACACACACACACACACACAGAUUAUAUAAACUAUAUUAGUAAUGACCUCUCAUAGACACAAUAACCACAAAACAAACCUGUUUACACUAUUCAGUUUGAAGUAAAACAUGAUUUGCCCGAAUUAGGUGCAUUUCAAAGAGUAAGGACUGCUUCAAGUGUCCUCACAAGUGUUUUUUUUUUUUUUUUUACAUAUUUCACUCUAUUUGAGGGCAUUUAGCCAGUACAAGUUCAGCCACACUUGCACGCUGCGUUGUGUCAAACACACUUAGCAAAUAUCUUCUGCCAACACCCUUUCUUCACACACAAAGACCUGUACACACUCAGCCUGACAGCACUGGUUUAUUAACAGCUUAUAAAUAUGUUAUUUGUCAGUGCAUAUAGGCCACACUUUGGCAUGAUCAGUAUGUCCUAAUGCAUGUGUGUGCAUGUGAAUGCAAGCAGUAAUGUGAAAUUCGUGUCUCUGAGAGAUUAGAUAGACGUUGCUAAUCUGAACACCCCUGUUUAUUAAAUUCUAAAUUCCAGACUUUUUGUUGAGUCAAGUACAGAUAACCCAUGCUGCUAGUGUCAGGAGCAUGUAGCAUGUUAUUUUUCAUAUGCACCAGCACCAUCUAGUGAUCAAAAGUAUUCAGUUACUGUAGCUUUCAAAUAUUAGUAGCUACAUAAUGCAAGUUUUGUUAGAUUGGGAAUCCUUUCUGGUUGAGUUUAUUUUCCAUUUACCUGAUUAUAUAUUUUUAAAACCUCCCUACUGCCACUGAAGUUCGUAAAUACACAGGAACUUUCUGAAUUAAUAUUUUGUACGCAUAUAGACAUUUGCCAAGGAAAAUCAUAGUAAAGUGAUAUGGGAUUUCAGUAGUGGUGCUUGCUAUUAAAAAUCUUAUACAUUUUGAUUAAAGGAGGGACCUGAGCCAUAUCUAGGUGGGCUCUUUUGACUUGGGCCAGUAAGCAACCACCUAGCAACCACCAAGAACACCCUAGCAACCAUAUAACAAGCUAAAAACUCUCAGAACAUCUUAGUAUUACAUUUAGGGGCAGUGGUGGCUCAGCGGUUAAGGCUCUGGGUUACUGAUCAGAAGGUCAGGGGUUUAAGCCCCAGCACCGCCAAGAUGCCACUGUUGGGCCCUUGAGCAAGGCCCUUGACCCUAUCUGCUCCAGGGGUGCCGUAUCAUGGCUGACCUUGCACUCUGACCCCAGCUUAGCUGGGAUAUGUAAAAAAAAAAAAAAUGUAUAAUGUGUGAUAAAUAAAUAAUAAUAAAAAAAAAAUUAGUAACUGCAUAUCAACAACCAUAACAACACAGCAAGUUUCUUUCUUAUUUCACAUUCUCUUCAGAAAAUAUGAAAACGUAUUGUUGUUUUAAUUUCCUUUUUGAUGACAGUGCUGUAUAAUACCACGUUACCCCAGUUUUAUAAUUUAUGGCAGAGACUAUGAUUACAAUGGUAAUUUUUUAGAGGGUACAUGCAUUUAAAAAUACUUGCAUAAAAUUCCUCUAAAAGACUGUCCAUUAUGUAAUUGCAAUGUUAUAUUUUAUUUUCAUAGUGGACCCCCAGAUGUGUCAGAGUGAGUACAUCUGUAACGUGUGCCAUUUGUAAACUCUUUCUGAGGGAGAAAAAAAUCAAACUUCUCAUCCUUUUUCUUUCAUUGCUUUACUUUUCCUCCCUUUCUUCCUUCAGAAAACCUCAAGUUUACAGGUAAAGGGGGAUAAACUCUGUUUUAGCCUUAUUUUAGCUCAGAGUUUGUUGGCAUCCAGAUGCUUAAAGGGAUAGUUCACCCAAAAUUUUGUCAUCAUUUACUCACCCCCCAUGUUGUUCCAAACGCAUGUGACUUCUUAUCUUCCAUGGAACACAAAAGGAGGAGUUUGGUAAAACAACAGCUUUUUUUCAACACUAUGAAAGUGAAUGGUGACUGAGGCUAACAUUCUGCCUAACAUCUCCUUUUGUGUUCCAUGGAAGAAGUCAUACAGGUUUGGAACAACACAAAGACUUCCACGUAAGCUUGUCACAGAGACAGACAUUGAGUUUUAUCACGUCCCAACACACGGUGAUGCCAGCAGGAAACGCAUCAUGCAGGACACAGAAGACUGGCACCCGCGGACAGGAACUUCACAGUCCCGCUCAUUCCGUAUCCUUGCUCAGAUCACCGGCACUGAAUCUGAACUUGAUCGAUCACAGGAGGCUGAAGCUGCAAAAAACACAACAAACAAAGAGCUUGAUGAUUCUCAGUCCAGCGCUCAUAUCACCUGUACCGUUAAGACGAUGAUCAAAGCCCCAGGAACGCCUGUCAAAAGCACAGCAGGUCUUGUCACUCCCACUUUUGGUGUUGAGAGCAACAGCAUGCCUUUGGGCCCUGCUUUGGACCGCCCUAUGCCCCGCCCACACCCCAAAGAUGAAGCCUCAUUGGUCCAGAUGGCGGAACACAUCCCUGCUGGAACACGUACUCCUAUGUGCGCUCACUGCAAUAUGGUUAUCAGGGGUCCGUUCCUGAUGGCGAUGGGAAAAUCGUGGCACCCCGAGGAGUUCACAUGUGCACACUGCAGUGUAUCUCUUAGUGAAUUGGGCUUUGUGGAGGAACAGGGUUCUGUGUACUGCCAGCACUGCUAUGAAGAGUUCUUUGCUCCAACCUGCGCACGCUGCCAAUACAAAAUCCUGGGGGAAGUGAUUAAUGCACUAAAGCAGACUUGGCAUGUGUAUUGCUUCCUGUGUGCAUCCUGCCAGCAACCAAUAAGAAACAAUACAUUUCACCUGGAGGACGGAGAGCCCUACUGCGAGAGAGACUACUAUAGUUUGUUUGGGACUGGUUGCCAUGGUUGUGAUUUCCCAAUAGAAGCAGGAGACAAGUUUUUAGAGGCCCUUGGCUUCACCUGGCAUGACACCUGCUUUGUGUGCUCAGUGUGCAGCAUCAGUCUGGAGGGUCAAACUUUCUUCUCCAAAAAAGACAAACCGCUUUGCAAGAAACACGCUCACAAUCUCAAAAUAUAAAAAUUAAAGUCAUUUUGAUUUUUAAAAUAGCAAAGUGUAAAGAAUGCAAUACUUGCAAAUAUACAGUAGAAGCAUCGCAAACUCACAAAAUAAUAUUGGAGAGGCAAUGAUUAUUAAUGUUUUUUGUUGGUUUGUUAUGUUCGUACAGAAUGUGAGCUGAUGUUCUGAAAGAACUAACAGCACUUUUGAAACUUUGUUAUUUUAUGAAAUCAAAGAAAUGUCAGAGGAAGUUCUUGCCUUUUUAUUUGUUUUGUUUUUUUGCUUUUUGUUUGCAUUUUUUUUUUUAUCUUUCUAUCCUUCACUGAAAACCAUACCAUUAUUUAUAAAAUAGGGAACAAAACCAUGGAAGUAAAAAUAUCACAAGAAGUGCUCAUUAAAAUAUCUGAUAUUGCCAUAAUAUUAUCAAAAUGCACAAUACAUUCUAUCACAUACAUCACACACAUUUAGCAAACUUCACAACAUACAGUUAUACCAUCAGAGAGGUUAAAUGACGGUAUGCUGAGUGUAUCAGACAUAAGACAUCAGUAUAAGAAAGGUAACACUUUACAGUAAGAUUCCAUUUGUUAACAUUAGUUAACAACAUUAUUUAACCUAAACUAACAAUGAACAAUACUUUCACAGUAUUUAUUAAUGUUGGCUAAUGUUCAUUUCAACAUAUACAUUUUAAAAUCAAAAGUUAUGUUUGUUAACAUUAGUUAUUACACGGUUCUCUGGAAUACUCAAUUCUGAUUGGUCAAUGGCACCAUCCAGUGGUCAGAUAUUGCUCUGUAACUACCGCACAUCCAGGGAUUAAGACAUAUCGGACCGCUCAUCUAGGUUCUGCGAGCCGUCUCUCUUACUUCUCGGAUCACUGUACGAUCUGUACAAGUAAGCAAAUAAAAUAAUUUUAACUCAAAUCAAUGUUUCAUGUGCAUUUAUUUAUUUAUUUGGCUAGUAGUCUUGUAAUAGGCUGAAUAUUGAGGAGUCAGACAUUCAUUUUUACAAAGUAAACACCAUCAGAACUCCGACGCAUCCAGAGGUUGAUUUCAGCAGUUCAGCGAUUGCUUUCUUCUCAAAUUACAUAAUUUCAAUGCAAAUCAAUAUUUUAUGUCCAUGUAUUUAUUUAUUUGGUUAGUUGCUGUGUAAUGAGCGGGAUAAUGUAGAGUCAGUCGGUUGUUAUCGCAAAAUAAACCCCUUCAGGGUGACACAAGACUCCUCCGCUUCACGUCGGGGUUCUGAUCACCUGUCGGGGUUUAUUGUUCGAUAACAACCGGCUGACUCUACAUUAUCCCUUACUCAAUGCACUAUGAACUAACAUGAACUACCAAUGAACAAUUGUAUUUUUAUUAGCUAACAUUAACAAAGAUUAAUAAAUACUGUAAAAAAAUAUAUUGUUCAUUUGUCUGUUCAUAAUAUCUAAUGCAUUAACUAAUGUUAACCAAUGAAGUGUUACCGGUUAAAUUAAAGGAGCAAUAUGUAACAAUGACAUCAAGCGUUCAAAAUAGGUACUGCAGACCAAAUUCAAAAUAUUGUAUAAAGUUGUCUCCCCGCCCCCUCCUCCCCAGACUCAAAGCUCACGCAGUUGAGGACACGCAACAGGAAUGAACAAACUGACAAUGGCAAGCGAUGAGCCUUACACUGUAAGUUGAUCAGCUAAUGUAUACGUUUGCAAUGUUUUUAUUGUUUGCAAAUUAUAAACCAGCUCAUGUGGAUUUUUUAUAAAUCUGUCAAUGUUAGCUAGAUGUAUUCCAUGUCUGCAGCACACUGUGUUUGCCCUCUAACUUGUUUCAAAUCUGGCAACCCGGGGUGUCGAAAUACUAUUGGGAAAUGGGCAGUGGGCGGGAUCACACAGGCCAAAACACAAACAGAAAUUCCGGCCCGGAACAGACAUUUCAAAGUAGAAUAUACUGGCUGUAGCUUUGUUUUCGGAGAAGCCAGUAUUUCAACUUCUCUGAUAACAUAUUAUGAUAAUUUUAUGCUUUAGGACAGUCAAUAUAUUACAUAUUGCACCUUUAAAUUGAAGGAAAGUUAAUGAAAAAUAAAAAGAAGGGAAAUGUAUUUAUUUCAAGCUCUGGGAUAAUGGGCAACUUUUCUUUUACUAUAUCAGGUAAAAUGCUUGUUUAUAGAUUUUUGCUUUAUUUUAUUAAUAAAAAAUUGGAAUUGCACUUUCAAUUAUUUCAGUUUUUUGACAAACUCUGUUUUUGAAAAACUCUUGUUUGUAUCUUUAAAAGUUGCUUUAAUAAAAAUCAAACACAAACA